Lolium rigidum is the source of this 633-nucleotide messenger RNA. RefSeq names its product cilia- and flagella-associated protein 251-like. The transcript has a single exon. NCBI's taxonomy places the organism in Eukaryota, Viridiplantae, Streptophyta, Magnoliopsida, Poales, Poaceae. The annotation marks the transcript as partial. The record is from RefSeq and is a predicted model, not a curated record.
GAGGAAGAAGAGGAAGAAGAAGAAGAAGAAGAAGAAGAAGAAGAAGAAGAAGAAGAAGAAGAAGAAGAAGAAGAAGAAGAAGAAGAAGAAGAAGAAGAAGAAGAAGAAGAAGAAGAAGAAGAAGAAGAAGAAGAAGAAGAAGAAGAAGAAGAAGAAGAAGAAGAAGAAGAAGAAGAAGAAGAAGAAGAAGAAGAAGAAGAAGAAGAAGAAGAAGAAGAAGAAGAAGAAGAAGAAGAAGAAGAAGAAGAAGAAGAAGAAGAAGAAGAAGAAGAAGAAGAAGAAGAAGAAGAAGAAGAAGAAGAAGAAGAAGAAGAAGAAGAAGAAGAAGAAGAAGAAGAAGAAGAAGAAGAAGAAGAAGAAGAAGAAGAAGAAGAAGAAGAAGAAGAAGAAGAAGAAGAAGAAGAAGAAGAAGAAGAAGAAGAAGAAGAAGAAGAAGAAGAAGAAGAAGAAGAAGAAGAAGAAGAAGAAGAAGAAGAAGAAGAAGAAGAAGAAGAAGAAGAAGAAGAAGAAGAAGAAGAAGAAGAAGAAGAAGAAGAAGAAGAAGAAGAAGAAGAAGAAGAAGAAGAAGAAGAAGAAGAAGAAGAAGAAGAAGAAGAAGAAGAAGAAGAAGAAGAAGAAGAAGAAGAAGAAGAA